Felis catus (domestic cat) is the source of this 4029-nucleotide messenger RNA. It is a transcript of the gene SLC39A12, whose product is annotated as solute carrier family 39 member 12. Gene Ontology annotation, biological process: intracellular zinc ion homeostasis; zinc ion import across plasma membrane. Gene Ontology annotation, cellular component: membrane. The transcript is spliced from 13 exons. The record is from RefSeq and is a predicted model, not a curated record. Gene Ontology annotation, molecular function: zinc ion transmembrane transporter activity. NCBI's taxonomy places the organism in Eukaryota, Metazoa, Chordata, Mammalia, Carnivora, Felidae. The coding region runs from base 1493 to 3568 and encodes 691 amino acids.
AGGGACUGAAAGCACGCGAUGGGAGGACGUGAUACUGUGCUCAGUAGGUUUUGGACUACUUUGCUCCAGUUACCUCCCAGACGACCCCCGAGACCCCCGGGGCUGAGAUGGUCUCCCCUGUGGAGAUGGAGGGGGCUCUGGCCACGUCCCUCUGUCCUGAGCCCAGGCCCUUCUCCGCCCCGACUGGGGUCACAACUGGGGGCGGGUCCUGACCAGCUCCUCUCGCCUCUGCUGGCCUGAUGAUUCUGGACACUAACUGCAGCCCAUCUCACCAGAGAGCUCAGGAGAAACAGGCCAGGUCUCUGCUCUUGGCAGUUUAGGCAAAUCCAAGGGCUCCGUGAUGUGCAAUUAAAGAGACGCCGGGCAUUUCUGGGAGCAUUUGCCUUCCACGUUUCUGUGAGUAUUAGCAGCGUUCUCUUAGGAUGGCCUCACCCUGCUGCUGCCAGUUUUCAUACCCAGUUAGUGACGGAGGAGCUAAUGCUCCCAACUGCUUUCUCUUUUCGUUUCCUCCGCCUCCUUCCAGAAGCCCCCUCCCCUCCCCACUCCUACCCCAGGGCCCGAACUCGGAACUCCGUCCCUUCCCUUCAUCCUCUUUGUUUUUCACGUACCAUUUACAUGCACUCUGUGCAUUUUGAAAUCGUGGGUUGUAACUUCUUACCUCGUAUACAAUUUGCCACUUUGUUCUCUCAGUCACUCCUUCGGAAGAAUUUGCUGAGAGCCUGUUUCACGGGGCGCUUGUAUCACAGACUCUGGGGUCAGAAUAUACACGCUAAUUAAAGUUCCCCACUCCCAUCCACUUACUUCCCGGGUAAGAACUUUAUGCCUCCAAUAAAGACUUUUCCUCCUGUUUAAAGACAGCUUUUUACAGAUUUUCGAAUGCCUUCAACCUUUGAAACCUCUGCACCUGAUAAAAUUAAGGCUUUAAAGAGCUUACUUUUUCAAUAAAUCUUUGGUUUGAGGGUUGAUAAAACAGAGAAGCAACUGAAAAGAAAAAAGAAAUCUCGACCUAACACUAAAGACUUUCCGUCCUGCAAGGUGGAAUCCUUUGACCUGGAUCUGUCUCUUCAAAGGCACGUGACUGUAAGAAAUUCUAGGUUUUUCUCAGACUUCUAAGAGAACUGGUAAAUAUUGAUCUAAAACGUUAGGUUCAUUAGCCAACUUUUAUUUGAUUUUCCUGAAAAUCUGCCAGACAGAAAGUUCUCUCUUUUACCCGCCUUCAUUGGUAUCCCCGGAGCAGUUUUCUCCACAGCAACCGAAAACGUCUCUGGGUUGAAAUAAUCCUCUCCUGCUUCCAAUGCACAGUCAAGGAAUUUUAAAACCAGAGGACUUUGUAAUCACAAAAUACUCUCCGAGAUUUAGAAGGCCACAGAGCUCCAGAGAAAUAGCCAUUUAUCUUUCUCCUAACGAAAUUCCUCCCAUUACAAGUUUACACCGUGAACGGCAAGCCACCCAACUCCCUUAGACACUGACUUGAGGUAAAGGAAGAGUGGAAAUGUGCUUCUGGACAAAGCUUCCGGUAUUUUGGGUGCCAUUGUUCCUUCUCCUCAGCCUUGUUCCCUCUACUGAGACAGAAAGACCCUCAACCCAGGACAGCGGCAGCACUUGGAGUCCAGGCCACCUGACGGAAGUGCUACGAGCUCUCUCUGCUGGCGAUCCCCCACCCCUGAACCAUUCUGGAAGCCUCCUCAAAACACUGAUGGAGAAAACUGGCUGCCCACGGAGGACAAACGGAAUGCAAGGAGAUUGCCAUCUGUGCUUUGAACCAGAUGCCCUGUUGCUAAUAGCUGGAGGGGAUUUUGAGGAUCAGCUCAGAGAAGAAGUGGUUCAGAGAGUGUCUCUUCUCCUCCUCUUUUACAUUAUUCAUCAGGAAGAGAUCUGUUCUUCUAAGCUCAACAUGAGUAAUAAAGAGUAUAAAUUUUACCUGCACAGCCUCCUCAGCCUCAGGCAGGAUGAAGACCCCUAUUUCCUUUCACAGAAUGAGACGGAAGAUAUCUUGGCGUUCACCAGGCAGUACUUUGACACCUCUCGAAGUCAGUGUAUGGACACCAAAAUGCUGCAGAAAAAGUCUGGAAUACCGAGCGGGGAUGGCGCUGAUGAAAACACACUCCCUCGGUUGGCAGCGACGAUCAUCACUUUGUCCCUCCAAGGUGUUUGUCUGGGGCAAAGAACCUUGCCGUCUCCAGACUAUUUCACGGAAUAUAUUUUCAGUUUUUUGAAUAGUACAAAUACUCUCCACCUGUCAGAACUAGACCAACUCCUCAACACUCUCUGGACCAAAAGUACCUGUAUCCGAACAGAUAAAAUCCAUCGCCUUGAAAGGAAACAAAACAACCUAACAAUCUAUGACUGGGGAUACCCUAAUCUAUCUGUAUCCAUGGACCAAGAGUCAGAAGACAGUUCAGUUUCCUGGGAUAAGACUUGCUUCUCUGCCGGGCAGCUGGUGGAGAUAUUUCUACAGAAUAGCCUUUCACCCAUUUCGAAGGAAGACUUUCAACAAAUGAGUCCGGGAAUCAUCCAGCAAUUGCUCAGCUGUUCUUGCCAGCUGCCCAAGGACCAACACACAAAGCUCCCACCAACCACUCUGGAGAAAUAUGGCUACAGCACAGUGGCCGUGGCCCUGCUCACACUAGGCUCCAUGCUUGGGACAACGCUGAUUCUGUUCCACAACUGUGAGGAGAACUACAGGCUUAUUUUACAGCCGUUUGUGGGUCUGGCCGUCGGGACGCUUUCCGGGGAUGCUCUGCUCCACCUUAUCCCUCAGGUUCUUGGUUUACACGAGCAGGAAGGCUCAGAGUUUGGACAUGUCCAUGAGAACAAAGGUCAUAUUUGGAAACUGUUAGGACUAAUUGGAGGCAUCCAUGGAUUUUUCUUGAUCGAAAAAUGUUUUAUUCUUCUUGUAUCACCAAAUACCAAGCAGGGCAUGUCAUUGGUUAAUGGGCAUGUGGAACAUUCCCACCAUCUUGCACUCAACUCCGAAUUAAGUGACCAGUCAGGCAGAGGCAAAUCUGCUUCCACUAUCCCGUUGAAAGGCCCAGAAGAUUCACAGGCAGCUGAAAUUCCUGUAGGCAGUAUGACAGCCUCCAACAGAAAAUGCAAAACCAUUAGCUUGUUAGCAAUCAUGAUACUGGUUGGGGACAGCCUGCAUAAUUUUGCAGAUGGCCUCGUGAUAGGAGCUGCCUUCUCAUCAUCAUCUGAGUCGGGAGCCACCACAACCCUCGCCAUCUUGUGUCAUGAAAUUCCACAUGAAAUGGGAGACUUUGCUGUGCUCUUAAGCUCUGGACUUCCCAUUAAGAUUGCCAUCCUUAUGAAUUUUAUAAGCGCGCUAACUGCCUUCAUAGGACUAUACGUUGGUCUCUCCGUAUCAGCUGAUCCAUGUGUGCAGAACUGGAUCUUAACAGUUACUGCGGGGAUGUUCUUAUAUUUAUCCUUGGUGGAAAUGCUUCCUGAAAUGACUCAUGUUCAAACACGGCGACCCUGGUUGAUGUUUCUCCUGCAGAACUUUGGAUUGACCCUAGGUUGGCUUUCUCUCUUACUGUUGGCUAUAUAUGAACAAAAUAUUAAAAUAUAAGUUAAGAGUCUCACACUUCUUCAAAAAACGAAUUUAUAUGGCCUCCUUUUGUUUCUUUUGUCGUACUCUAUACAGUGAUUGUAAAUUAAUUAUUGUUAUCUUAGACGAAGUAUGUGUCUUUUAGGUCAUUAAGUUAUUAAUUUUAUAAGGCACUUUUGUUCUAGGAUACAAAGAUCACGUUGCCCUCAAUUGAAAUUCUGGUUUUAGUCCCCAGCACCAUGAUGGAACUUGUAUCUUUUUCAGUAAUUAGGAAAUUCUAAAUUAAUUCUGGGAAACUUUCAAACAAUAUUGUUUUGCUAAUAAAGAACGUUUGUUUGUAGUAUUUGAAGUGGACAGAGGCCUGUUGGGAUAAAGUGGCUGCAGCUUCUGUGAUGUCAAUAAUAUUUUUCUGCUUGUAAGAUGACAAACCCCAAGGAAACUAAAUGACAGACAAAUGUAAUAAAGCCUAGUGUUAAUGUGGU